AGUACCACGGUUGUUUUUAAAAUGACAUAAGGCGAGUUAGGAACUCUUAUUCCAAACCUUGGAAGAACAUCAAUGCCUCUCAACCUUCUCCGUUCCAUAAACGUUUCCAUUGGAAUGGCUUCAUAUUCUUCCCGAGCAAAACAUGGGGCAGUCUCUGUCAGAUGAGGCUAAGCCUCCUUCCAAGGAAGAAAUCACAGCAGAUCUGGCAGAGAAGUUCGCCCGCAAAUGUUUCGAGCCCCUCGAGCUUUAUUCUUUCAAACACAACUUUAGAUCUCUCGCCGACCACGAACAAAAUGUGCGGUAUCUUAAGGAGGACACUAUUGCCCGCUUUCUCGAGCUUCCGGACAUCCUCGCUGUCUCACCCGUCGUGUUUCACAUGCUGUCGUGUAUUGCUGCCUUCCCAUUCCUCCAAGAUGCCCCGGUAAUCCUAGGCUUCGAACAGAUGAUUAUGGUUGUGGCCAUAAUGACCGAGCGGUAUACCAAGAUAUUAGCGAGAGGCAAUUGUAGCAGGAGGAAAUUGCUUUUCAAGAGCUUAGCUGUGUACGACCGAAAGCUAUCCGAGAUCGAGAAACAGCGGAAUAGCACAGUAUCGGAACAAAGUCCUAGAAAUUGUGUGCCUGGAUUUGCCGUUGACGAGGUCGGCGACGAACUGGACGAUGACGCAGCGGACGACGACGAGCUUGUCUUUGCUGCAUUGCACUCAUUAGAUAUCAACGAUGCUUUCAAGGCAGGCGAUUCGUACGCCGCUACUACGCAUGGGGCCAUGAUCCCUGCAGACAAUUUCAGAAAGCUGAUCAUGCUACUGCUUCUAGUAUCUCCGUUAGAUGCGCAAGAGAACCUAUCUAGCUACGCGCAUCGGGUCAUCGGCACGGAACUCGAGGACCUGAGGGCAACAGCCGAGAAUAUCUUGUCAGCCUUCAUUAAUGUGGAGAAAUCGCCUGGCAUUACAUAUCCCCGGUUCAAGAAUGCUCUCCCAUUUAAUUUCCCCUUUCUCUUUGAUGGCUUUAAUCCUCUCUUCGAGCACUUCCUUUUUGCCAAGGACCUCGACUUUUCUAAAAGAAAAGAUGGCCUGUCUAAGGCCAUAUCUCCCGCGGUUGUGCAGCCUCCCCUGCUUCAGGAGGAAGGUCAGAUCCUCACUCUAAGUAUUUUGUCUCAGCUGUCAUUCUUCAUUAGUGGCAACGAGCUAUUUCGACGUUUGCGUUUGUUAUACUCGGGCUCGGAAGCCGGGUUCUCCAUGGGUAGCUUUGAAACAAAGGUCUUCAACUGGCGUGCGCCGACUAUCCUGCUGGUAUCGGGGACUAGGCUUUCGGAUUCUCCAAGUAGCGGUGGGUCAGAAGGGAACUUCAAUGGCUCUCUACCUCCAAAACGGUUUCCGAAUGGAAGUUCUCCCGAUCGUGACCGCUUAGUAUUCGGGGCGCUCGUUAGACAACCAUGGCGACAUACCCAUAGGGAAUGCUUCGGAGGCGAGAAUAUGUUAUUAUUUCAACUUGCCCCAAUUCACGAUGUUUUCCCGGCUUCGUCUAUAAACCGCGAUUAUGUAGCUUUUGCGAAACCGCCAGCCGCCAACCCGGGAAUCAACUUCGGCUGCCCGCAUCCGAAGGUGAGCCAGUCGUCGCGCAACCAACCGCUCCGACAUCUGGGGCCUGUGUCACUUGUUGUUGAUUCGAGUUUUGAAUAUGGAGUUUUCACUCACGAUUAUGCAUCCCGUGGCGGUGCAUUCGUAACUAGUGCAUCUCGGAAAUACAAUUUCCAGGAACGUUUCCAAGUCGACGAAAUUGAAGUAUGGGGUUGUGGUGGCGACGAGGAGGCAAGGGUACAAAGAGAGAGGUGGGAAUGGGAGGCUCGGGAGGCCGAAGCCAGGAGAAGAGUCAAUCUAGGCACGGGUGACAUCGCUGCAGAUCGGGCGUUACUUGAAAUGGCAGGGCUGGUCGGCGCAAAUAGGAGUGGGGGGUCGAUGGCUUGAUUUACAACAAGGCCAAAACAGUAUCAGAAGUCAUGGGCAUUGGUCAUACGGCUGUAUGGCUUUUUGAGGCCAAGUCUACCAUACGAGCAGCGAACACAAAUUUAAACGAGUUAACUUGAUUAUUGUUUGGUAUAUACAAUGGCAUGAAGCAUG
This is a messenger RNA of Annulohypoxylon maeteangense, 2116 nucleotides long. Its product is annotated as TLD-domain-containing protein. The coding region runs from base 143 to 1963 and encodes 606 amino acids. The transcript is spliced from 2 exons. The record is from RefSeq and is a predicted model, not a curated record. Lineage: Eukaryota; Fungi; Ascomycota; Sordariomycetes; Xylariales; Hypoxylaceae.